Tigriopus californicus is the source of this 1376-nucleotide messenger RNA. Its product is annotated as serpin A3-7-like. The record is from RefSeq and is a predicted model, not a curated record. Bases 130 to 1305 code for a protein of 391 amino acids. Gene Ontology annotation, molecular function: serine-type endopeptidase inhibitor activity. The transcript has 7 exons. Lineage: Eukaryota; Metazoa; Arthropoda; Copepoda; Harpacticoida; Harpacticidae.
UUCAUUUCAUCAUCAUCGGGUCUCAAACUGAUUUCAAUUUAAGAUCAUGGAGUUACCGAGCAGUAUGACGAAGACACAUUUGUCAACCCCUUUCUAAGAGUCGUCGACUCAUCGGCGUUUAUUGGAUCCAUGGCCAAGUUUGCCGAGACCUUGUACGCCAAGCUCGAGACGGAAGAAAAUGCCGUGUUCUCGCCAUUCUCACUUCACAUGGCAUUGACCAUGCUCUCAUCGGCGGCCUCCAAGGAAAGCCCCACCCAAACGGAGCUCCUGUCUCUUUUGGGCGAAUUGCAGAACAUUGAACAUCUGGAGAGCAAAUAUGGAAAGCUCAUCACCGAAUACAACGGACUAAAUGACACCUUCUUGUUCGGCAAUAAGGUCUGGUUGAGCUCCGACUUCAAGAUCAAACCCAGUUACAACGAUACCAUUGGUAUGUUGCUCAACGGAAGUGUAGAGGUGCUGCCCGCCAACUUGAACGAGGCUGUGGCCAGGAUCAAUAACUGGGCCUCAGAUGUCACCAAAGGCAAAAUUCCGAAGCUGUUCGAUUCAUUGUCCCAGGAUACGCGAGCCGUGCUGACCAAUGCCAUUUACUUCAAAGAUGCGUGGACCAUUCCAUUCGACGAGUACGAAGGCGAACCCACUUUCACCUUGAUCGACGGCAAAACCAUUGGCGCUAGCGAUGGUUUAAAGAUGAUGUCGCGAACCUCUUACGAAUUUGGCCGGACCAAGUUCACAUUGGAGGGACUCAAGAAUGUGGAAUUCCAGGCUGUCACCAUUCCUUACAAAGCCAUGUUUGGCGAUCGCUUCGAGAUGGUCAUUGUGAUGCCCACUGGUCCACAGAAUGCCAUUCAAUUUUUGGACCAAGCCAUCAAAACCAACGUGAAUCGCUUCGGUGACACCAACGGGGGCAAUUGGUUCCUGGACAAGCUCUUCAAAGAGUUGGGCAAGAGUGGUGUGCACAGCGAAGAAAUCAAUUUGGUCAUGCCCGAAUUCCAAGUGGCCUCCAAAUUCUCCGUGGCUGGGGCUCUAAAACAGCUCGGUGUUCAAGGCAUUUUUAAUGAUGGCGAAUUUGACAGCAUCUCUGACGAACCCUUGAAAGUGAGCGAUAUCAUCCACAGGGCCAUUAUUGAAGUGGAUAAAGAGGGCACGGUGGGUGCCGCCGCCACUGGAAUUGAAUUGGUCCCUUUGAGUGGCGCCUUUUUGGAACCCGAGCUUCUGAUCAUUAACCAACCUUUCGUGUUCCUCAUCCGAGACAUCAAAGAGAACGUGAUUCUCUUCUACGGAAAAGUUAUCAACCCCAUCUCUUAAUUAAUCCAUUCGAAAUCGGACGCCCGCGUUCGUUGGAGCAAUAAAAAUCGUUCACAAAGUCGUACCAUGAA